GUAUAAAAUAGUUCGUAAAAUGGAAGGUCCACUAUAAGGUGUUAUCAUCAAUUCCAUUGUAAACAAAGUGCUUCUCUACGCGAUUACUAUUAAAUUCAGGUAUUUCACGGUAGUUUAGACGUAGAGACGAUAUUUUAAAGAAACAAAUGGUUUUUAUUUGGUUCUUUAUUGCUUAAAACGAAUAAAUUGCUAUGAUUUAUAAAGACUUGAGCAAAGAGAGAUUGAAUUCUGUGUACUAGAAAACGUCUCCGUUGAUUCCGAAAAAGAAUUAAAGCGAUGGAAAAGGUAGCUGUAUCCAACCUGGAGCAUAAUCCGCAAGAGGGUGUGAAGCUAAGCACGUUAGAAAUAUGGGAUCAACUGAAGAGUACCACAGACGCUCAAGAAGUGGUGUUUGAUGAUAUCCCAGAUGAGGACUUGAUUCAUAGUAUGACAAUUCAUCAACGGAAACAAAUAGACAACUAUUCUGGAAACUAUGCCGUCGAUGAAUGGGAUGAUGACAUGAAUAAUUACAACAUAACCCCAAACAGAAAUGCUCCCGCUAGUCCAGAAGCUCUGAAAUCAAAGGCGACCCCAAGCAAAAAGCAAGUCAGGAUGCGAGAGAGACUUGCAGAUGCAGAUGAGAAUGAUACGGAAAAUAAUUGGAGGUCUCUCCCAGAUAUUCCCACUUUUCAAGAGCUCGUAUCCGCGUCUGUUAAUUUGCCCAAAAAUAUCAUUUUCGGGGGAUAUAACGACUUUGAACAAUAUAUAAGCGUGCAUUAUAAGCUGCUUCGAGAAGAUGCGAUUUCUCCUCUUAGGGAAAGUGUGUUGAGUUACAAGAAAGAUCCAACUCGUAUAUCCUCUUCUGCUUUUGUUGUUUAUGACAACGUUCGUAUUGUUGGACAAAUAAUUGCUCCUCGCUCGGUCGUCACCAAACUUUCGUUUACUGUUCGAGCACAAAAGCGGAUAUCUUGGUCCAGAAGUCGACGCUUAAUUUCCGGAAAUAUUGUUCUUUUGAGUCAAGACAACUUUGAGCAUAUUCGGGUGGGUACGGUUUGCUCUCGUCCAUUGAGCGGGUUGAGGAAAUAUCCGCAUGAAAUUGAUGUUUUCUUUCACGAUUUAAAUUUUGAAUUGGAUUCAAGAAAAAAAUUCGUAAUGAUUGAAGCGACGUCUGGCUAUUGGGAAGCUUAUAAACAUGUAUUAACUAACCUUCAAAAAAUUUCUGAGCAUCGUUUUCCUAUGAAAGAUUAUUUUGUUAGUUGUAAGCCAAAUUCUGAAAUCGCUAGGUAUGUACAACAUAAUCCCCUAAUGCGAAUCAAUUCAGUAUUAGGAAGCUCUCAGUCUCUUAUCGAUAUCUUGGAACCUUUUCCUUCUUCCGAAGAUUACUUGUUGGACAAGUCGCAAUUAAAAGCAUAUCAGUCGAUACUUUCGCGAAAACUAGCGCUUAUACAAGGGCCCCCUGGAACAGGAAAAACUUUCGUCGCUUUGAAGGCAAUUCAAACUCUUUUAGAAAAUUCAAACUCGAAUGUAUUGCCCAUUGUGGUGGCAUGCCAAACUAACCAUGCGGUUGACCAAAUCCUUCUUCAACUUUUGCGCGAAGGCGCGUCGGUUAUACGACUCGGCAGACGUACUAACGUCCCUGAAAUUAAAGAGGUAUCUGUUUAUGAAAAGAUCAAGUCAGUCAGAAACACAUUUUCUAGGUUUAUUAAGGAUUUUAAGAAGAAAAAAGGUCGCCUUAUGAAACAAAUGCUAAACAUCAUGUCAAACUUCUCAAGUGAGUACGUUACACUUACAUAUUUACAUAGCCAAGGAAUUAUUACUACUGCUCAAUUACAGUCACUCGUAGAAAAUUCUGCUUGGGUAGAUACUGUUUUUGAUGAUGACGACUCAGCAGAAGAAAAGCAGAUUGAAUCUUGGUUAGGUGAGAUGAAAAUAGACUUGGUUACACCAAAAGAAAUCGUUCACGGUACUGAAGAAGAGCUUCAAAUUGAAGCAGAACAACUAGAAGAAUUAGAGCAAGAAACAAAGGAAAGCCUUAUCGAUGAAGAUGAAUUGCAUGGCGUUUUCGUAGAGUUUAAACGAAAGUUCGAUUUCUAUGAAAAAGUUCAACUUCAUAGUAAAGAGUUCAAAGGCUUUUUAGCAUUUGAAAACAUCUGGGAUAUUCCAGAAUUUAGCAGAGGCAUGGUUUAUAAACAUUGGCUUCAAUUAGCUUAUGAAAAUGCAGAGUCUGAAUUGAGACGUUUGCACAGGGUUUAUAUCAAAUUGGAUAAAGAAAUAUCUAGUUGUCAUAACAAACGUGUCGCUGCUCUUCUUCGUAAUGCUAAUGUUGUCGGGAUGACAACGACAGGCCUAAACAAGUAUCGGCAUAUCUUGGAAAGCAUCCGACCUAAGAUUUGCUUCAUUGAAGAAGCGGCAAAUAUUCUUGAAGGACCAGUUAUACCUGCCGUUUUUCCAUCCUUAGAACAAUUAAUUUUAAUCGGAGACCAUAAACAGUUGCGUCCAAGCUGCUCUACUUUCGCACUUGCUGGACCUCCAUUUAACUUGUCUAUUUCAAUCUUUGAACGUUUGGUGGAAAACGGAAUGAUUUGUGAUAUGUUGAGUAUACAAAGGCGUAUGCAUCCACAAAUUCGACAAUUAGUAGAUUCAGUCUACUUCGGCUUAUCUGAUCAUUCAGUAGCGAAAAUAAGACCUACUGUUCCAGGAAUGGGACAACUACGAAGAUACUUUUUUACUCAUGCCAACUUUGAAGAAACUGAUGGGUCUUCUUCUAAAUUCAACGAAUUUGAAGCUAAAAUGCUUGUACAGUUUGCUUCUUACCUGAUCCUUCAUGGCGUGAAUCCACUUCAAAUUACAUGCCUAACAUUCUAUGGUGCUCAGAAAAAGUUAAUAGAGAAUCUAAUAUCGAAACACUUACCAGAUGAAAAAGAAAACAUGAGAGUUGCUACCGUCGAUGGCUACCAAGGCGAAGAAAAUGAUGUGAUACUUCUAUCUUUAGUGCGAAACCAUGAUCAACGGUCUGUGGGAUUUUUGGUUUCGACUUAUCGUGUUUGUGUCGCUCUUUCACGAGCAAGACGUGGUAUAUAUAUGUUUGGAAAUGCCGAAAUGGUAGCAAAUACAAACCCCCUUUGGUGGGACGUGAUUAAUACCUUAACUCAGGACGAGGAGCUUCCUGGGCUUGGGGAUUACCUUCCUCUAGAACCAAAAACAGGGGCUGAUGAAGUUUAUGUAUACGAACCGAGUGAUUUAUUUGAACUUAAUAUGAAAUUGCGCGCUUGACUAGCUGGAAAAGAUAAAUGAAGCUAGUGCAUUGUGCGAAUGUGUUGGACGUUUCAUGAGAAAAGCACAAUGAAAGGUGUUGUUAAUGAACAGUUACUAACGUUUGGAAUAGCUUUAUUUGUAUAAAAUGAAUGGAUGAAAUAGCACUUCCAAGUGAUUUUGAAUGAUUUGAAUGAUGGAAGGUAAACGACGAAAUGAAUUCCCUAAACUAAUAACAAUAAAUAAUUUUUUAAACAUGGUUGAUUACGAGGGACGAGUUUUGGAAGGAUUAGGCUUCGAGGAAGAGUAGAAGACGGUAUAAAGGAUAACAGCAAUCACAAGGAUUAUACAGGCUUUGAUGUAAUAGGAUGGAGAAGAAGGUUCCCAGAAGCUGGUAAUGUGAGACGAAGUACUUUUUUUUUGGUAUGGAGUAGAACCUGUAGACUCCAACACUUUUGAAGAAGAACGAUAUCUGGAGGAACGAAGUGAAGCUUCCGAUUGCUUACGACUGUCGACAAGCUGAGACGAAAUAUCCUAUAAGGUAUUAGUAGUGAUUAAAUUGUAAUGAAUUAGCAUACCUCUUUCUUAAAAUUUUGGAUAGAAGCCAUGCAGUUCUGAAUAUUGAAGAAAGCCGAAUCUAUAAGGGAGUCUGUAUGAGCAAAGUGGGACUGAGUUUUCUGAAAAGCUGCAACAAAAUAAUUAUCAGAAAAUUUUUCAGGAGAAGAGGAUCGUGAUAAAUCGUUCGGGGAAGAAAGAGACUGAGGUAAGAGACUGGAACUGGCGAUGUGUUAGUAGAACAAAGAAAUCAUACAAAGCUAGACAAGACAUACUCUACAGAUAAAUCAGUAGAUAUAUCAUCAAUACUAGUGGAAUAUAAGGGAAGACUUGAAGGCAUCGACUGUGUAUCGAGCGAUGUUACAGGCACAUUGAUAAACGCCUCUACGAGAUCGCGAGCAUCAUGUUUCGAAAGCUGGUGAUUUGGAUCAUUUUUGACAAACUCAUAGGCUAAUUUUGUUAUUUCCUUUUUCAUCCAAGGGUUUAUGUGAAACAUGUCGCUGUAAUGGAUAUCUAGGAGAGUAAUGAGUUCUGGGACAGAGAUCUUUUCGUAAAAGCAGUUAGAUAUAAUAGAGCAUGAGCAUACAAAAUACAAACCUUUUCAUGUGGGAGCUUCGAUAUUUGGUCAAUCAUCUUUUUGUGGUCCAUUUUUCGAGAGUCC
Schizosaccharomyces octosporus yFS286 is the source of this 4447-nucleotide messenger RNA. Its product is annotated as helicase Required for RNAi-mediated heterochromatin assembly Hrr1. The transcript is spliced from 4 exons. The record is from RefSeq and is a predicted model, not a curated record. Gene Ontology annotation, cellular component: nuclear RNA-directed RNA polymerase complex. Gene Ontology annotation, molecular function: helicase activity. The coding region runs from base 277 to 3252 and encodes 991 amino acids. Gene Ontology annotation, biological process: regulatory ncRNA-mediated heterochromatin formation. NCBI's taxonomy places the organism in Eukaryota, Fungi, Ascomycota, Schizosaccharomycetes, Schizosaccharomycetales, Schizosaccharomycetaceae.